Molecule: messenger RNA, 1349 nt
Organism: Anopheles funestus (African malaria mosquito)
Lineage: Eukaryota; Metazoa; Arthropoda; Insecta; Diptera; Culicidae
Exons: 3
Coding region: 551-955 (134 amino acids)
Source: RefSeq, a predicted model, not a curated record
UAUUCGAUUAUUUGUGAGAGCUGUGGAAGCACUUCAGGAAAGACAUUCCGUACAGCCGCGAAUUCGUCCAAACACUGUACGUGUGUCUCGGUUUUCUUCACCAACAUAGUUACAGUGUGCGUACAAGAGUCGUCGUAAUAAGCAACUGCUAUCGGUGUGAGAUAGAGUGUAGACAGUAAAUUCUAGCUUCGAGUGCUUGUUGCCUUUUUUGUUUUGCUUGCCCGAACAACAUACAACUAGUGGCCUUCCACCACCAAGCAACCAAUACACACCCCAAAAAAGUGGUGCAAAACAUUACGUAGCAUCGACUCCGGUACGUUUGCAGAAACGCAACGACCACAGCUACAGAGCGCGCGUGUGGCGAGGAAUUCGAGCACGUUGGCGUUGGCGUUUUCGGCAAACGCACACACGUCCCGCAUCGCAUAUGUAAGGUCGUCUCGCGCAUAACUCUGGAUACUGGCAAAACCGUCGCCAGUAAGUGUGUACGCGUCCAAUAAACAGGACGCAAGACUAUUCUGUGUCUUCUCGCUCCACGCCCUUCUGAAGGAAGAUGACCUCCUUACGGGGACUUCUUGUCCUAGUGGGGCUCUCGAUCAUCAUCCUGAUUGGCGAGUAUCACCCGGAUAACAGUGCUGGAGUUGACGCUAGUAUGAUCUACACGGGCAUUAAGCUACCAUUUCCACGGCAUCGCACGUUCUACAAAUCGGUCGGCGAACAUAAGAUCGGCCCCAAUCUGUACGAGGUUAGCACGAUCAUCCAGGAGGACAUACUGUUGCGCAAACGGUGCGAAUGCAUGCCCCGGUACCGGUGUCGAGUGCCGCGCAACAUCUUCUAUCUAUCGAACCGCGAUUGCCAUCACCGGGAAAAAGUGUGCUGCGAGCUGCUGGAGAAUGCGUUCGAGUCGUUCAACGAUACCGCGAUCGAGAGAGAUUUCAUGAGCGAUAACGAGAUCUAGUCUAGCGAGGAGUUCUUGCUGAGAUGUCGCGUCAUCCCGAGGCAAUCCUUGGCACUGUGCUCAUCGUACAACGUGAGCAAACCCCAGCUCCAUUCCUGCUCGGUAUCGAUCCAGUUGAGGAGGUCUUCUGCCCGCAGUAUCACCUUGUCCGAGAUUGCUAGUACCUCGUCCUGGAGGAGGGUAGAAAAUAGAAGUAAAGAAAACAAUUCAUUAGUAACAUCCAUUUACAUUAACAAUAACAAUAGAUUUAGACAUUGUGAAACAAAAGAUGAAACUUGCAUUUACUACACGCGACUUACAUUUUCUUAAAGCAAUUUUAAAAUCUGUGUAAAACAAAAAUUGUAAUAAGAGUUCAAUGUUAUUUUUAAACCUAAUAAAUGUAUCCUAAAAACUA